AUGCCUAGCGAAGGACACAAGUUCGAACGUCAUGCCUCAAUCACGCAGCAGCGUCGACUGUCGCUACAAUACGAGCGAAAUGCUUGGUUAGGGCCGCCGUCAGAUACUAUCUACGCUGGUAUAUCCAGCAGUUUUGAAGAUAACUAUACAUCAACUAUAGCAAUCGCAAUCCGUGACACCACAUAUUUACUAGACUCCAUCGAGAAGGAGUUCACAAACGGCCGAGCGUCUGCAGACGAAGCUACUGACUUCAUAAUUUCCGAACUGAGGGCGUAUUCAACACACAAUCUCGAGAAAUUUGUUGGAAUAUCAAUGCCUGAACAUGUUGCAACGCACUGCCCUCGACUAUGUCCUCGCCUUUGGGCGGAGCUCGACAUCAUUCCAUUGGUCUUGUCGAACGCAACUCUCAUCGACAGAGUCAGCAUCGAACAGGCUAGUGAGACCACAAACCCGAGAGCUGAUGGAUGGAAUGAAAAGACUGUCGAUGAACAGGCUGAAUCCAUGGCCCGAAAAGGUGUUAGACUGUUUGGACCGGAAAACACCCCCCUGCUACAAGUGGGCUUCCUCGGGCUCGUGGAAGUAGACACAGCUUACCAUGUACGACUUGCGGACCUGAGUGAUUUCCAGAAAACAGUCUCAGAUAGAACUUGGACCGCGACGCAACGCUACGCCACUGAAUUGAAAGAACGCAAUGUCAAAGUGGCAUUUUUCAGUUCCACGCCUCAGGGUGGUGGUGUGGCUUUAAUGCGACAUGCUCUCUUGCGAUUCUCACAUUGCCUGGGCACUGACAUCAAAUGGUACGUUCCAAAACCACGCCCGGGUGUCUUCCGGGUAACCAAAACAAAUCACAAUAUCCUCCAAGGUGUCGCGCAUCCAGACGAGCGCUUAACACCAGAGAACAAGAAACUUCUGCAGGAGUGGAUUGAGGAGAAUGCCAGAAGAUACUGGACCCGACCAGGUGGACCUUUACUUUCACCAUCAGAGGGUGGUGCAGAUGUCUUGAUCAUCGACGAUCCCCAGAUGCCAGGCCUCAUUCCCAUCUCAAGGAAACUAGCUCCGAAUCGACCAAUCAUCUACCGUAGCCACAUCCAAAUCAGAAGUGACUUAGUUGCCAUACCUGGCUCUCCACAGGCGGAGGCCUGGGAAUUCCUGUGGGAUACUAUUAAACAAGCCGACUGUUAUAUCAGCCACCCUGUGAGCGCCUUCGUGCCACACAAUGUGCCCCAAGAGAUAGUAGGCUACAUGCCUGCGGCAACGGACUGGUUGGAUGGACUGAACAAGGAUAUGCGGGACUGGGACAUUGCGCACUAUGGCCGCGUCUUCAAUGCAGCCUGUCGUAAUGCGGAUAUGCCAACUAUCCAAUGGCCUGAGGAUUCGUAUAUCGUCCAGAUCGCACGCUUCGACCCGUCAAAGGGUAUUGAGGAUGUAUUAGUCUCCUAUGAGAAAUUCCACAACAAACUAAUAACCGAAGCGCCAAAUACGGUCCCUCCCAAACUACUAAUCUGCGGACACGGAUCAGUAGAUGAUCCCGACGGAGGAAAAAUCUACGACGACAUAAUCGAAUACCUCGACACAAAAGUCCCAGAUAUCCGCCAUAUGAUCUGCGCCAUGCGCGUGCGGCCCUGCGACCAAGUCCUGAACGCCAUUCUCUCCAAGGCGACCGUCGCACUGCAACUAUCCACAUCCGAAGGCUUCGAGGUAAAAGUCUCCGAGGCAAUCCACAAAGGCAAACCAGUCAUUGCUACGCGUGCUGGCGGCAUCCCGUUGCAGGUUGCGCAUGGGAAGAAUGGGUUCCUGGUUGAUGUUGGAGAUACCGAUGCUGUGGCGCAGCGCUUGUUUGAGCUCUGGACGGAUCACGAUCUGUACCUCCGCAUGUCCGAGUACGGUAUUCACAAUGUAAGUGAUGAAGUGAGUACCGUGGGAAAUGCUCUCGACUGGAUGUAUCUCUCUGCCACGUUGUCGCGUGGUGAGUCCGUUCGGCCCAAUGGACGUUGGAUCGAUGAUCUGGCAUUUGAAAAGCUUGGUCACCCUAAUAAAGACGAUGAACUGCGUCUCAAACGUGCAGUCGAGGUGGAGAAUAUGGGAUAA
Molecule: messenger RNA, 2088 nt
Organism: Penicillium verrucosum
Lineage: Eukaryota; Fungi; Ascomycota; Eurotiomycetes; Eurotiales; Aspergillaceae
Gene: ccg9
Product: putative trehalose synthase (Ccg-9)
Exons: 6
Coding region: 1-2088 (695 amino acids)
Molecular function (GO): glycosyltransferase activity
Source: RefSeq, a predicted model, not a curated record